AUGCCCACAGGCUGUACCGUUAAUUGUAAGGAGAUACCCAUGGAGCUUGUUUUUGUGAUAAACAGCCCUGAAAGCAUGGGACCUGAGAACUUAGCAGUCAUCAAAGAUUUUGUCAUAUCUCUAGUUGAUAGAGUCACUGUAGGGAGAAAUGCCACCAGGGUUGGCCUUGUGCUAUAUGGUUCAGAAGUUCAGCUCAAAUUUGGUCUGGACAGAUUCAUUGCCAAGCAGGAUGUGAAACAUUCAAUUAGGAAGAUAGCGUACAUGGGGAAAGGCUCUUACACAGGAACAGCCAUCCACAAGGCAUCCCGGGAAGCUUUUUGGGGGGCCCGAACAGGUGUCAGGAAAGUAGCUGUUGUGAUAACAGAUGGCCAAACAGAGAAGAGUGAAGCUAUCAAACUAGAAGGUGCCGUCCGAGAAGCUCAUGCAUCCAACAUUGAGAUAUAUGCCAUCGGAAUCGUCAAUACUUCAGAUCCAAAGCAAUAUGAAUUUGUCCGGGAAUUAAACCUGAUUGCAUCAGACCCAGAUAGGGAACAUAUGUACCUCUCUGACAGCUUUAACACCCUGCCAGAUUUGGAGUUCAAGUUGGCAAACCAGUUUUGUGCUAAUGAACAUAGUGCAUUUAUUUCUGGAGAAGCCAGAAAUGAGAGAAUAACCAGAAAGCCUUUCCAAUCUGCAUCAUCCAAGUCUGCAGAUGACUUACUCCACAGCAACAGAAUUAAUGGACAAAUGAUUUCAUCAGAUAAACAGAAAACAGAUAUACGAGGAAACUAUUUUGGCCUUGAAGAGCAUUCUCAACCAACCACAGUGAACAAAGAAUCACUGGCAUUACUGUAUAAGGACUAUGACAAAAAACACGAGAAAAUAAAACAGUUACCUCUAUCUUCAGUGAAUCUGCAAGAAAAUACAAGGAAUCCACAAUGUCAAUUAAAGUUAGAUCCAGGAUCAUGCCGUGUAUACGUUAUAAAAUGGUACUAUGAUAAGCAAGCCAAUGCUUGUGCUCAAUUUUGGUAUGGUGGCUGUGAUGGAAAUGCUAAUCGCUUUAACAGUGAAGAUGAAUGCAUAAAAGCCUGUGUAUUUUUCCCUGAAGAUCCCAGCAAGAAGUGUGGCAGAAACCUGAGAGAGGAAGAAGCAGCCCUAACAAGCUCUCUCACAGCUCCUUGA
Monodelphis domestica (gray short-tailed opossum) is the source of this 1161-nucleotide messenger RNA. The record is from RefSeq and is a predicted model, not a curated record. NCBI's taxonomy places the organism in Eukaryota, Metazoa, Chordata, Mammalia, Didelphimorphia, Didelphidae.